Messenger RNA from Synchiropus splendidus (mandarinfish), 1705 nucleotides. RefSeq names its product activator of 90 kDa heat shock protein ATPase homolog 1-like. NCBI's taxonomy places the organism in Eukaryota, Metazoa, Chordata, Actinopteri, Syngnathiformes, Callionymidae. Gene Ontology annotation, cellular component: cytosol. The record is from RefSeq and is a predicted model, not a curated record. Gene Ontology annotation, molecular function: ATPase activator activity; protein-folding chaperone binding. The transcript has 9 exons. Bases 134 to 1153 code for a protein of 339 amino acids. Gene Ontology annotation, biological process: positive regulation of ATP-dependent activity; protein folding.
GUUUGCGCGUGAGCACCGCUACUGUCGCAGGCAGCACGCAGAGGCUUCUAGAACAAGGGUGGCCGGCCCGGCGUCAUCAUCAGUCCGAGUACUCACCCCGUUUGGGUCGUUCAGUCCUUAUACCGCAGCUAACAUGGCGAAAUGGGGAGAAGGAGACCCGCGCUGGAUCGUGGAGGAAAGAGCCGACGCUACUAAUGUCAACAACUGGCACUGGACUGAACGAGAUGCAACAAACUGGUCGACAGAAAAGUUAACAUCUCUGUUAAUGGGGUUAAAAGUGGAAAAUGAAGAAGGGGCCUGCGAGAUUACCGAGGUCGGCAAGGUGAAAGGAGAGGCCUCCAUCAAUAACAGAAAAGGGAAACUUAUAUUCUUCUACGAGUGGCUCCUCGAAGCAACUUGGACCGGGAAAUCGAAAGCUGGAUUAAAGUAUAAAGGAACUAUCGAAGUCCCAAACCUGUCCGAUGAAAACGACAUGGAGGAUCUUGAUAUUUCCGUUUCUCUGGGCAAAGAUGAACCAGAGACGCCGCUGCUGAAACUCAUGAAAACAAAAGGUGCGGAGAAGAUCCGUGAAGCUCUUGGAAGCUAUGUUGGAUACUUGAAAACAGAGUUUACACAGGGUAUGAUUCUGCCGACGGCCAACGGAGUGCCCCCCCCACAGGCCACGUCCCAGUCGAAAGCCAAGCUAAACAAAACUCAGAUUUCGUCUUCAGGUGGCACGGCUGCCCCUGUCAACACUGGCGUCAAGAUCCCCACCUGUAAAUUCAGCAUGAGGGAAAAAUUCCUCACGUCUCCCGCCGAUCUGUACAGAGUGUUUCUCAACCAGGAAAUGGUGCAGGCGUUCACACAUGCUGCAGCAACAGUGGAGGGGGAGAAAGGCGGCAAGUUUCGGCUGCUGGAUGGAAACGUCUUUGGUGAAUUUACAGAGCUGGUGCGUGAUGAGAAAAUAGUCAUGAAGUGGCGGUAUAACAACUGGCCAAGUGAGCAUUACUCGGCCAUCACCAUGAACUUUGUGGACCGGGGCAGCGACACGGAGCUGAAGGUGGAGUUCCGCGGCGUCCCCGAGAACGAAGAGGAGAGGACGAAAGAAGGCUGGAAGCGAUACUACUUUGAAGCUAUUAAACAGACUUUUGGCUACGGAGCGAGCCUCUUCUGAAGCUGCUCGCCUGUUUUGGUUUCUCUUUUUUAACUGUCUUGAUCUUUCGGGCACAUGCAUCCCCACCGCACGAUAUCAUUUAGGAGAUCCAGUGGAAGAUUCAAAUGUUUUUGAGUGAAUGGUUUUAAAUUUUUUUUAGUUUUUUUUUUUUCCCUUCAAUAAUUUGGACCCAGCCUGGACGGACUGAUCCUUGUCGGACUGAAAGUGAGAGUCGUCCUUCCGUUAAGUGACAGAAUUAACCGUUAAUAAAAUCAAUGUUUCUGUUGUUACGGAAGAGAUGUCGACAAUUUAAAGUCUUCUUUUGCUGUACGUGUCACCUGCUGGACGUUGUCCGCAGAAAUUCACUGGUUUAUCUCAUUUCAAAUGAUUAAUUUAUGUGCGUUCACCAUCCGAGCGCCCGCCUCCGCUGCAGCUGUCACCAGGUGAGCAGCAGACGGAUAACACACGCUGAACUCAAUUGCAAAUCUAUUUAUUCCUCAUUUCAUUCUGUAAACAAGAGACUAGUUUCUUGGAAUAAAGCAGUCCAUGUAUGUGCUCCAUCUCGUUUUAAUU